UCUCCACGCAUCUUGUUCUAUAUAAGCUCCACAAAUAUAAACCAAACCCAAACCAAAACUUGAGUUUCUUAUCAAGGUUGAAUUGAAAUGGCUUCCGAAACAACCAAUGAUCCUUAUCCUCUUCACUUUGUUCUCUUCCCUUUCAUGGCCCAAGGCCACAUGAUUCCCAUGAUUGAUAUUUCAAGGCUCUUGGCUCAGCGGGGUGUCAUGGUAACAAUUGUUACGACGCCUCUCAAUGCAAGGAGGUUCAAAAAUGUCCUGAACCGUGCCAUUGAGUCUGGCUUGCCCAUCAACCUAGUGCAAGUCAAGUUUCCAUAUCAAGAAGCUGGUUUGCAAGAAGGACAAGAGAAUAUCGAUUCUCUAGAAACGAUGGAGCGGAUGGUACCGUUCUUUAAAGCGACUAACUUGCUCGAAGAACCAGUUCAGAAGCUCAUUGAAGAGAUGAGCCCUCGACCAAGCUGUCUAAUCUCCGAUAUGUGUUUGCCGUAUACAAGCAAAAUCGCCAAGAAGUUCAAUAUACCAAAGAUCGUCUUCCAUGGCAUGGGUUGCUUUUGUCUUCUGUGUGUUCACGUUGUACGCAAGAACCGUGAUAUCUUGGAGAAUUUAAAGUCUGAUGAGGAGUAUUUCACUGUUCCAAAUUUUCCUGAUAGAGUCGAGUUUACAAGAACUCAAGUUCCGGUGGAAACAUAUGUUCCUGGAGAGUGGAAAGAGUUCGUGGACGUUUUGGUAGAAGCGGAUAAGACAUCUUAUGGUGUGAUAGUCAACACAUUUCAUGAGCUCGAGCCUGAUUAUGUCAAAGACUUCAAGGAGGCAAGGUCCGGUAAAGCAUGGACCAUUGGACCCGUUUCCUUGUGCAAUAAGGCGGGAGCAGACAAAGCUGAGAGGGGAAACAAAUCAGACAUAGAUCAAGAUGAAUGUCUUAAAUGGCUUGAUUCUAAGGAACCGGCCUCUGUGCUCUACGUUUGCCUUGGAAGUAUCUGCAAUCUUCCUCUGUCUCAACUCAAAGAGCUAGGGCUAGGCCUUGAGGAAUCCCAAAGACCUUUCAUUUGGGUCAUAAGAGGUUGGGAGAAAUACAAAGAUUUAGUUGAGUGGUUCUCGGAAAGCGGAUUUGAAGAAAGAAUCAAAGACAGAGGACUUAUUAUCAAAGGAUGGUCUCCUCAAGUCCUUAUCCUUUCACAUCAUUCCGUUGGAGGGUUCUUAACGCACUGCGGAUGGAACUCGACUCUCGAGGGGAUAACCGCUGGUCUACCGCUGCUUACAUGGCCGCUAUUCGCAGACCAGUUCUGCAACGAGAAACUGGUCGUGCAGGUAUUAAAAACUGGUGUAAGAGCCGGGGUUGAGAAGCCUAUGAAAUGGGGAGAAGAGGAGAAGAUAGGAGUGUUGGUGGAUAAAGAAGGAGUGAAGAAGGCAGUGGAAGAGUUAAUGGGUGAGAGUGAUGAUGCAAAAGAGAGAAGAAGAAGAGCCAAAGAACUUGGGGAAUUAGCUCACAAGGCUGUGGAUGAAGGAGGCUCUUCUCAUUCUAAUAUCACAUUCUUACUACAAGACAUAAUGCAACUAGCACAAUCCAAUAAUUGAUUAUACCUCAUCUUUCCAUGAAAAUUUAAUAGAUUUUUUUGUUUCUUUUUGAGAAAUUUAAUUGGAUGGAUUAGUUACACACUUGUACGAAUCAGCGGAAGACAAACAUAGUGAUAACUUUCACUUUCUGGAGUCAAAUUCCAAAAAGUUGGCUUAAAGUUCGUUUAUAGAAAUAUAUAAAGUUAAGGCUGCGCUUAA
This is a messenger RNA of Camelina sativa (false flax), 1773 nucleotides long. NCBI's taxonomy places the organism in Eukaryota, Viridiplantae, Streptophyta, Magnoliopsida, Brassicales, Brassicaceae. The record is from RefSeq and is a predicted model, not a curated record.